AGUAAAUCGUAAAUAACUUGUCCCUAAUCUGUGGUCCACUCUUCCAUCAAUUUAGUUUUCAAGCUAGUAUUUAUCAACAACUGGCAUGGUAUCAUUACAUAAAGUUCUUCGCUUUGACCAAUUUCCAGAUGUAAAAAUGAAAGUAAAAUCGUGCAUUGAUUUCAACAUUGCUAAAUUAGAUACUGAGCAAUUGAUAAAACCUAUUUAACUAGUAUUAAAAAUGGAAACUUUGGAAAUAUAUGGUUUCCAAAAAAGGGUUUUUGAAACUGAUCCAAGUUAUUCUCAAAUACCAGUUAAAGACUAUGAAGAUUUACCAUAUGAUAUAUUUUUUGAAGAAUUCAUGUCAUCAAAUUCUCCGGUUAUAAUUAAAAAUAUAUGUAAUGAAUGGGACUCUUCAAAACAUUGGGUUGAAAAUGAAAAAAUCAAUUAUGAUUAUUUCAUAACUAACUAUGGUGAAUUUGAAGCUCCAGUAGCAGACUGCAACAAAAUUAACUUCAAUGCCCAAUGCAAAUGUGACAUGAAAAUAAAAGAGUACAUGAAAUAUUUAAAAAAAGAAAAUAAAAACCAGGUUCUGUACUUAAAGGACUGGCAUUUGAAAGCAAUACUACAAAAGGAAAAUCUUGCUUAUAAUUUUUACAAAGUCCCUAAAUGUUUUGCUUCUGAUUGGCUGAAUGAAUAUGCUGAAGAUAUGCAAGAAGAUGAUUUUAGAUUUGUUUAUAUUGGACCGAAAGAUUCGUGGACACCAUUACAUGCAGAUGUAUAUUCCUCAUACAGUUGGUCGGUGAAUGUUGUUGGUAGAAAAAAAUGGAUCCUAUUUCCACCAGGAGAAGAAGAAAAACUGAAAGAUCCUCUUGGCAAUUUGCCACUACUUUUCAAUGCAAAAGAUCAUAAAAACAUUAAAUACUUUAAAGUAAUUCAAGAGAAAGGAGAUGCAAUAUUUGUACCUUCUGGAUGGUAUCAUCAAGUUUUUAAUUUAUAUGAUACUAUAUCUGUGAACCACAACUUUAUUAAUUCAUGUAAUAUAGAAAAAGUGUGGGUGGCUCUGCAAAAGAAUUUGGAUGAUGUAGAGAAGGAAAUUGCAGAAUUUAAAGAUAGCCCAGAAUUUGUUAGCCAAUGUCAAGUGAUUUUAAAAUCCUUAUUUGGUAUGGACAUGCAAUUUUUUGUUACUUUUAUUAUCUACAUUGCUAAAAAACGAUUAAAUCAAAUAUAUGGUAAAAAAUUUAUAGUAUUUAAUGACUAUACAUUUGGCAAUAACCAUAUCACAUUAGACUUAAAGAUAAUAUUAAAAAUAUUAAAAUACAUUGGUGACCAUCCUUUAAUUACUAGUAAAAUUUUAAGCAAUGAAUUAAUAUCUCAACACCAUGAUAUAAUAAAAAAAAUAUUUGAAAUAACAAAAGAAGAUAAGAUUUUUUCUAUAGAUUAGACUUUUUUGUAGCAUAAACAAUUCCCUUAUUUAUCAAGUUAUUUAUUUCUGUUUUACUGUAACCUAGUUCUAAUAAAACUUCCAUUGUAUGUUGA
Molecule: messenger RNA, 1518 nt
Organism: Zerene cesonia (dogface butterfly)
Lineage: Eukaryota; Metazoa; Arthropoda; Insecta; Lepidoptera; Pieridae
Gene: JMJD4
Product: 2-oxoglutarate and iron-dependent oxygenase JMJD4 homolog
Exons: 2
Coding region: 221-1423 (400 amino acids)
Biological process (GO): protein hydroxylation; positive regulation of translational termination; negative regulation of gene expression
Cellular component (GO): nucleus; cytoplasm
Molecular function (GO): sequence-specific DNA binding; histone H4R3 demethylase activity
Source: RefSeq, a predicted model, not a curated record